GUAAACUGUGUUUUUAGCUGCAUUGAUAACUGUCAGUGUUCAGAGCGUUAGACCUAGUCACAAAAAUGCAUUGUUAAAUUCUUCAAACUUUAUUCUGUUAUUCAUGAAAUUAAACCACAUAUUUGUAGGUUUAAACUAUCGCCUUGUUUGUGCUACCUCAGCGGAUUAACGCCAGCUAAGCCUGUCUGUGGUAACACUGUAAGUGAAAAGUUGAACUUGAGAAGAUUUCAGGCUGUGAAACUGCCAGAAAGAUGGAGGUGAGAGACUGUCUGGUUUCUGCUCCUGGAAAGGCGAUCCUCCACGGGGAACAUGCUGUUGUUCAUGGAAAGGUGGCUCUUGCAGUAAGUUUAAACCUGAGAACAUAUUUGCAGUUGAAAGCGAGGUCUGAUGGCAAAGUUUGCAUUAACCUACCUAAUAUAGACACAUUUGUCUGCUGGGAGCUGUCCGAACUGAAACAGCUGACAUCAUUUUUAAGUGAUAAAAAAGAAGAGAUGCAACGUCUGGAUGCUGAACUGGUGAAGAGACUGCGUGAAUUUAUUGGCGUGACCAAUGGAAAUUUAGACAGUAGCGCUUCAGCAAUUUUGGCCUUCCUUUACAUCUACCUGUCACUUUUUGGAUCAGGAGAUAUGCCCAGUCUGACGGUGUCUGUGUGGUCAGAGCUGCCGACCGGAGCAGGACUGGGCUCAAGUGCUGCUUAUUCCGUGUGUUUAGCUGCAGCUUUCCUCUGUGCAACUGGAAACAUUCCCACUCCCCUCAAAGAGUGGGAGCAGACUGGCAGAUGGUGUCAGGAGGAUCUGGAGCUCAUCAACAGUUGGGCUUUCCAAGGAGAGAAGAUCAUCCACGGAAAUCCCUCAGGAGUAGACAAUGCUGUAGGAACAUGGGGUGGUAUGCUGAGAUUUUUAGCUGGAAAGAUAAUACCACUGAGCAGGGUGCCGUUGCUGAGAAUCCUCCUCACUAACACCAAAGUACCACGGAGCACCAAGGUACUUGUUGCCAGGGUGAAGGACAAAAUUAACAAGCUUCCUUCCAUCAUGAUCCCUGUGCUGGAUUCGGUCGAUGCCAUUUCCUGCACCUGUGAGAAAGUCCUAACAGAGAUGACUUGUGAGCCCAUCACAGGAGACCACUAUAACAUCUUAGAGGAGCUAAUUGACAUCAACCAGCAUCAUCUGAAUGUGAUUGGUGUAGGGCAUCCUUCUUUAGACACGGUGUGCCAGGUUACAGCAGCUAGAGGGCUUCACAGCAAGCUUACAGGAGCAGGUGGAGGAGGCUGUGGCAUCACACUCCUGAGACCAGAAACUGAUUCAACGACUCUUCAGGGGACGAUGAAGGACCUGAGGGACUGUGGCUAUGACUGCUGGGAAACAAGUAUUGGUGGACCAGGUGUGCAGCAGCACUUCCCUUCCUCUGUUAAAGAGGAAAUUAUGGAGGUUUUAAACCGGUACUGAGGCCUACUGGUGGCUAAGCCAAAAGGACUGAUUCUUACACUGUGGGACUUCUAGUUGAUGUCUCAAAACCUUUGAUAUACUUAACAAAUAAUGGGAACUGGGAGAAUGGAAAAAAUAAUGUUUCCAAUUGAUUUUUUUUGACUGAACUUAUUUUUUUUAGUGUAUUUGACACUAAUCAACUGGGCCUUUUUGCACAUUGGAGCAUAAUUAUUACAUGCAAUGGUGUAUCUGUACUCUAGAUGGCAGCAGAGUGGCACAUAUUGUUUUAAUGAAUCAGGAUAAAACUAAUACUUUAAUGGAUUAGUUUAAUAACAUUAAAUCCUCACUUCUAUAAUUUUAACAGGGUCAACAACUUCUUUAGUGAAUGUAAUAAAGCUGUGUGAGUGAUUUUUUUUUUUGUUCAGGACACAUCAGUUACAAAAAAAACAAGUUUGUAAAUUCAAAUGAAGGAUUUGUUCUGGAAAUUGAUGCAUGCCAGAUUGAAUAUAAAAAAAAAAACAA
This is a messenger RNA of Poecilia latipinna (sailfin molly), 1946 nucleotides long. RefSeq names its product mevalonate kinase (gene mvk). Gene Ontology annotation, biological process: isoprenoid biosynthetic process; isopentenyl diphosphate biosynthetic process, mevalonate pathway; cholesterol biosynthetic process. The record is from RefSeq and is a predicted model, not a curated record. The transcript has 10 exons. Gene Ontology annotation, molecular function: mevalonate kinase activity; ATP binding. NCBI's taxonomy places the organism in Eukaryota, Metazoa, Chordata, Actinopteri, Cyprinodontiformes, Poeciliidae. The coding region runs from base 252 to 1445 and encodes 397 amino acids. Gene Ontology annotation, cellular component: cytoplasm; cytosol.